Molecule: messenger RNA, 997 nt
Organism: Striga asiatica
Lineage: Eukaryota; Viridiplantae; Streptophyta; Magnoliopsida; Lamiales; Orobanchaceae
Source: the annotation of a GenBank genome assembly
AAAUAAAAAAAUAAAAAUAAAGAAAAAAGAAAAAAGAAAGCUCAAGUUCUAACUUCUAAGUUCCAUUGGGACUUUCUUCCCAGUUUUAGCUUUUUCGUUUUCUUUUUUAUUUUUCACAAUUUUGUUCUUUGUACGUCUCUCGACACAACCGGGGGUCGGGCGAAACCAUGGAUCGGACGCAGCUUCUGUUGGUGGGUCUACCGUUAUUCCUCUUAUGCUCCGACAUCUUCCACCUCUUUUCUCCGCCGCCGGCGAAGCCCGCCGCUCCCCACCACCACCACCACCAACACCAACACCACCGUUACCAACCAGAUUCACAGCCAAUUAUCCAACAACAGCAGCCGUCGCUUGAGUUCCCGACUCAGAAAGCUAGCGGGAUCGGUUUUGGAAACUCAAUUAGCAUCGACUUCUGUUCUUCCUGUUCUUACAGAGGAACAGCAGUCACGAUGAAGAACAUGUUAGAAAGUCAAUUUCCGGGAGUCAAUGUGGUCCUUGCAAAUUACCCUCCUCCUUUCCCCAAGCGCGUGUUAAGCAAAUUGGUGCCGAUUGUGCAGUUUGGUGUGAUCGGUAUAAUAAUUGGUGGUGAACAAAUUUUCCCGAGAUUGGGAUUUGCUGCACCCCCACAGUGGUAUUAUUCCAUGCGAGCAAAUAGAUUUGGGAGUAUGGCAAGCACUUGGCUGCUCGGAAACUUUCUUCAGUCCUUCCUGCAGAGCUCGGGUGCUUUUGAAGUGUACUGCAAUGGUGAAUUGGUAUUUUCUAAACUAAAGGAGAAAAGAUUCCCAGGGGAGAUAGAGCUCAAAGAUCUUGUUGCUAGAAGGAUUUCUAGUUCAAGAGUCACAGAUGGCAUUAAUGGAGGUCAAUGGUCCUAGAAUGUUAAGAGUCGAUUGUCAGUUUGCCAGACUCGUGAAUUUAGAAGUCGAGACCUAUUCUACACAACUAUCAUCACACUCCGACCGACCUCUUUGUUCCAAUCGACUUUUUUUUUUUUUUUUGGUUU